AUGCUCAUGGAUUCUUCCUCAGCGGACGAAAAGUCCCCUCGUGUUAGCAACGAGAAGAAAACCCCCUCCAAGGAAGAUGUCGAGACCGGCGAGGCUGGCCUCGACAGGGCCAUGAGCUCGCGUCACCUGCAGUUCAUCGCCAUCGGCGGCACCAUUGGAACAGGUCUCUUCCUCGGUGUAGGCCCUGCCCUCGUCAAGGCUGGCCCCGUGUCGCUCCUCGUCGCAUUCGCCUUCAUGGGCUCCGUCGUCUACUCCGUCAUGGUCAGCCUGGGCGAGAUGGCUGCCUACAUCCCCAUCACUGGCUCCUUCACCUCGUACGCCGCUCGCUUCGUCGAUCCCACGCUGGGCUUCGCCAUGGGCUGGCUGUACUGGUUUAGCUGGUCUAUCACUUUUGCGCUGGAGCUCGUCGCCGCGGGAAUUAUUAUCCAGUAUUGGGAUUCGGAUCUUAGCAUCGCUAUCUGGAUUAGUGUUUUCUGGGCCUUGUUUACUGCGUUGAACUUUGUCCCCGUGAGGAUCUUUGGAGAGAUUGAGAUGUGGUUCUCCAUGAUCAAGGUUGUUACUAUCAUUGGCUUCAUCAUCUUCUCCAUCUGUGUAAACGCUGGUGUUGGCGAGGAGGGCUACAUUGGUUUCAAGUACUGGAAGGAUCCCGGCGUCACAAACACCUACAUGGACAUUGACGGCGCCACCGGCCGCUUCGUCGGUUUCUGGGCUGUCCUCGUCACUGCUGGUUUCUCCUACCAGGGCACUGAGCUGGUCGGUGUCGGCGCCGGUGAGACUGCCAACCCCCGCAAGGCCAUUCCCCAGGCUAUCCGCUGGACUUUCUGGGGAAUCUUCAGCUUGUUCAUGGCGACCGUUUUCUUUGUCGGAAUCAAUGUCCCCUUCAACGACCCCCGACUUGACUCUGGUGCACAGGAUGCUUCUGCUUCACCUCUCGUGGUCGUCGCCACUCGCGCUGGUGUCAAGGUUCUUCCUGACAUCAUCAACGCCGUUCUCCUCUCUGCCAUUCUCACAGCUGCCAACUCAAACGUCUACUCUAGUAGCCGUAUCAUGGUCGCGCUUGCUGAGGAUGGUCUUGCGCCCGCUUUCAUGAAGCGUACCAACAAGUAUGGAACUCCCUACUUUGCCGUGGCUUCAUGCUCCGUCAUGGGUCUUAUCGCCUACAUCAACCUUUCGUCCAGCGGAGCCGAGGUGUUCAACUGGCUUCUCAACGUCAGUUCCACCUCGUGCUUCAUCACCUGGGUCCUGAUCAACGUCUGCCACAUCCGCUUCCAGAAGAUCAUGCGUGUGCAGGGAAUUCCCCGCUCUGAGCUUCCCUACCUCGCUCCUCUCCAGCCUUACCUCUCCUACUACGGUGCUUUCUUCGUGGGCUUGAUCACCAUCACUUGUGGUUUCACCGCCUUCAUCGAUUGGAGCGUAGCCGAUUUCUUCUCCAACUAUAUCAGCUUGAUGCUUUUCGCCGCGUUGUAUGUUGGCCACAAGCUCAUCUGCCGAACCAAGGUUGUUCCUCUGGCUGAGGUCGAUCUGAGCAAGGGACGAGAGGAAAUGUAA
This is a messenger RNA of Fusarium mangiferae, 1548 nucleotides long. Its product is annotated as putative lysine permease. Lineage: Eukaryota; Fungi; Ascomycota; Sordariomycetes; Hypocreales; Nectriaceae. Gene Ontology annotation, biological process: amino acid transmembrane transport. Gene Ontology annotation, molecular function: amino acid transmembrane transporter activity. Bases 1 to 1548 code for a protein of 515 amino acids. The transcript has a single exon. The record is from RefSeq and is a predicted model, not a curated record. Gene Ontology annotation, cellular component: membrane.